This is a messenger RNA of Cryptococcus amylolentus CBS 6039, 495 nucleotides long. RefSeq lists its product as hypothetical. The record is from RefSeq and is a predicted model, not a curated record. Bases 1 to 495 code for a protein of 164 amino acids. The transcript is spliced from 3 exons. NCBI's taxonomy places the organism in Eukaryota, Fungi, Basidiomycota, Tremellomycetes, Tremellales, Cryptococcaceae.
AUGGCCGAAGAAGAAGAAUCGGGCAAUCCUUCGUCCUCCUACGGAGAAUCAUUCCUUCUUCCCGGGCCUAGCCAAGGCAAUGAUGGAUCACAGUUUGGUGUCCCGCCCUCCUUAGCAUACUUGCAAGGCUAUGAGCCUGACGAUAGUGCCAGUCUUGGUAUGUUUGCAGGUGGAGAACCAUCUCAGCCAGGUUAUGCUGUGGAUUCAGUCUUCCCGACCUCCCAGCCACUGGAUGAUACCCUUUCCUAUCAUCCUGAUGGUGUCAGAGGGUCCAGGCCAAUCCUUCCACGAAAGGAUUCUACGCGGUCCAGCGGCUGCUCGCGUACAAGCAACAAGUCGGGUCAGAACAACUCGACGGAUGCCAUGAUCAGUCGUGUGAUGAGCCGCUUUCAAUCUUACGACGAUUUGUCUAAGAAGAAGCAUAAGACGUGGGAAGAGAAGGAGGUUCGGAAGAUCCUUGGGACGUGUGUCGACGGUGACGAACUAUUGUCGUAG